CCAGCCGAAUUGGAUCUUCUUCUUCAGGUUCGAGGAACGCCUUCGCCAGUGCUGACGCAGACUCUCUCUCUCUCCCUCUCUCUCUCUUUCCACUCACGCACGGAGAGCGAAACAGAGAGCGAAGAAGAUGGGGGCAGCAGAGAACGGAGGAGACCCGAGAUUGAAGGCCAUCUCGGACGCCAUAAGGGUCGUUCCUCACUUCCCGAAACCAGGCAUAAUGUUCCACGACAUAACCACGCUGUUGCUCGAUCACAAGGCCUUCAAAGACACGGUUGACUUGUUCGUGGAGCGUUACAGGGACAUGGGCAUCUCCAUCGUAGCUGGCAUUGAAGCCAGGGGAUUCAUAUUUGGGCCAUCUAUUGCUUUGGGUAUUGGUGCCAAGUUUGUCCCUCUCCGGAAACCGGGGAAGCUGCCAGGAAAAAUCAUAUCUGAACCAUAUGAACUCGAGUAUGGCACUGAUCAACUCGAGAUGCAUGUCGGAGCUGUUCAGCCGGGGGAACGUACCUUAAUUAUCGAUGAUUUGGUAGCCACUGGUGGGACACUUUCCGCUGCAAUAAGACUUCUAGAACGCUUUCAGGCUGAAGUGGUUGAGUGCGCUUGUGUUGUUGGUUCGCCUGUUGUCCAGGGAGAAUGUGAGCUGAAGGAGAAGCCGCUGUUUGUUCUUGUGGAGCCCCACCAUUGAAAGAUCAAUUUGACAGGAUCAGGAAGUGAAGAGGAUCCAGUUUGGGACUGAUACAUGGGGCUACACCUGAUGAAGCAUUUGUUCAUUAUUCUACACCGCUGGCUACUUCCUUCGACAAAGAACAGUCCAAUGUCGAACCCUAAAGGCAAAAAUAAUGUCGCUGGCUCUGCAUUGGCUUCCUUGUGUAGUAGGGGCAUCUAGCCAGCGUCCUCAUAAUAGUAUAUAAGAUGCUUUCUCAGCGCACAUCGAAUAAGUAUUGGAGUAGGCCAAUCCUUUCAAUGAUCAGAGGAGACCAAACUCUACCAUGCUUUUAGCCGACUGCGUUGAAGAGCCAAUGCCCCAAUGUUAGAUUGGCGUCGGAUGACAUUGUGACCUAUUUGUGUGGAAAAUUUCUUGUUCAUACUUUGUACAAAAAUCGGUCUGAAUUUCCUCUUGUUUGUGUGCCUAAGCAUACCCGGUUCGGGCUGUGAAAUUCAAGCAUCGUAGAGGGCGAAACUAGCCCGGCGUGGCCCCAUUUGCCGCCAUUCA
This is a messenger RNA of Eucalyptus grandis, 1210 nucleotides long. Its product is annotated as adenine phosphoribosyltransferase 5. Gene Ontology annotation, biological process: adenine salvage. Lineage: Eukaryota; Viridiplantae; Streptophyta; Magnoliopsida; Myrtales; Myrtaceae. Gene Ontology annotation, molecular function: adenine phosphoribosyltransferase activity. The record is from RefSeq and is a predicted model, not a curated record. The coding region runs from base 128 to 682 and encodes 184 amino acids. The transcript is spliced from 7 exons. Gene Ontology annotation, cellular component: cytosol; cytoplasm.